This is a messenger RNA of Scylla paramamosain (green mud crab), 2243 nucleotides long. Its product is annotated as rRNA methyltransferase 2, mitochondrial-like. The record is from RefSeq and is a predicted model, not a curated record. The annotation marks the transcript as partial. The transcript has 9 exons. Gene Ontology annotation, molecular function: rRNA (uridine-2'-O-ribose)-methyltransferase activity. Gene Ontology annotation, cellular component: mitochondrion. NCBI's taxonomy places the organism in Eukaryota, Metazoa, Arthropoda, Malacostraca, Decapoda, Portunidae. Gene Ontology annotation, biological process: RNA methylation.
CACCUCGCGGCCAUGUUCACAAACAUAGAUACUGAUUACGGAGGCCGGGUAGCUUCUCCGUUCAGUACUGACUCCGUUUUUGUGACGUCAUUGUUAGACGUUGAACGCGAAACGGAAUCUGUAAAAACAGACUAGUGUGAACCAGGCUAAGUGUAGCGAAUGUUGUGCAGCAGCUGGUGACAGUGGAGAUCGCAUAGUGCGUAACAAUAUUUAAGCCACAUAUUCAAGAAAAGCCAAAUUUGGUAAUUUAGGCCAAAUGCUUGAAAAGAAAAAGUUUUUUUUUUUCUAUAAAAAAAAGCCCAUCUGGCAAUCCUGGAUUGCUGACACUGCCCCCAAGAUGGCUCUGUCAGAUGUAAACAUCACGCAAUUUCCCUCCCUCUCUCUCUACCACAAGACACCUCAUCUCUCAGUUGAGCCAAUUCUACUGGGACAACACACACAGCGAUGCCAUCCGCAUCAUGUUUAUGGGUCAAUACCCAAGGGUUUUCUCCCUACAGCCAUGGGUGAGAAAACCGUUCCGCGUGCUAGAUGUAGCUCUCACCCUUCACCGCCUCACCGUUCAAAACAAACAUCAGCUGACGGUGCUGAUCAUUGUUGAUGUUUGUAGAGAGCUGGAAUGUAACUUCACUUUCUGGCUGCAGUUCAGUAUCUUGUAUGGCUGGGUCGUCAAGUGAAUCCUCUAGUUCCAUUGGCAAAUCAGGUAGUGGACAGACCAGAGCAUAACACUGAAGGGAAAAAGGACCUAGCAAGCGAUAGGAAGAAGAAGAAGACCUACAUCGCCUGUGUCUGGCCCCAAACCCUCAGUGUCCCUGAUGCAGGAACACACAGGAAACAACAGAACACUCCCUGCUGCAGUAGUCCCACUUCCAAUCACACUGUGCCUUGCUAUGCAGCCAGCUUCUAGCCUCAGGGGUCGCCAGCUUUGACCUGCCCACCCUGCUGGCGGCGUCAAGCAUCUACCACUCACAGUCAAUCUCCGCCUCACAUGUCUUCCCUAAAAGUCAGAUCAGCUGUCAUGCCUGUGAUCAUAUCAUAGGAUGUCACCAGGGCUCACAGAUCUUGAUCUCACAGACCUGAACAAAGAAGGCGACACUCCAGAGAGCACCUUAAUGCUACACUGCCCUCGCCACUAGUGAUGGGCAGGAACUGAUAACUUAAAUAUUCUCAGACUUGGCUCCUUGGGCUGGUAGAUCCAUUGGAACCAUUUCUGACUUGCCAUCACUAGAAGACCUGUUGGGUGGUUUCCAAGACCCCAGCUUGGCCUUCAAGGCACUUAAGCAUACCAAGGUCUUCCUCCAAAUGACAGGGCAGCUCACCAGAAUAUAACCAGAUAACUUGCCUGCUGCCAGCACCUUCAGGGCUCUAGAGGUUGUAGCACCACAGCCUGCACAGCCCCUCAAAUCCCCAACAAGAGCAAGAACACGACAGGGUAGUUGGAGCGAUGGCUUCAAGACUCACUACCACUGUACAGGGCAGCUGUUACUUUUGUACAUCAUGUGCUGCUUACAAGACUGUGCCUAAAAAUCUGAGAGGAAAAAGUAAAAGCUCACAAGACUGGUUGAUGAGACAGCUAAAUGAUCCUUAUGUGAAGUUGGCCAAGCAAUAUCAGUACAGGCGUGGUCAUGUCUCCAUGGGUGACCGAGUGAGGUCACAUGGUCAAAGUGACCAUGUUAAUCCAUGGUCACUUCCUCUCAUGCCGUCAGCCAGGAAACUACCUCUUCCACUUGCUCUCUUCACCUCUACAGCUGAGAAAAAGAGCUUAUUUACUCACACGCAGUGCAUUCAAGCUGCUAGAGAUUGACAAGCAGUGCCAUCUGCUGCAGCCUGGGCAGGUGGUGGUGGAGUGUGGUGCCUCGCCAGGGGCCUGGACACAAGUGGCUGUGAUGGGUGUCAACAGUCUUCCACAUGAAUUAUUGGUUUGGAAGGGGGUACCAACAUCAUUCUUGGCCACCAGUGUGAACCCUAGGCACAGGAAGGCCAAGAACAAGGGUCAGGGUAUGGUGAUAAGAAUUGACUUGCAGACCAUCCAUCCACUGCCUGGUGCCACUCUGCUAGGUGGGAGAGACUUCACCUCACCACAGACACAGCAGCAAAUACUGGAACUCCUCAGCAGCAGAAAGAUUGAUGUUGUGCUGUCAGAUAUGGCACCAAAAGCUUCAGGCAUAAAAGACUUGGACCAUGAGAACAUCAUCAGACUGGCCUAUGCUGCUCUUGGGUUUGCUAUUCAGAACACAGCAGAGGGA